Messenger RNA from Mesorhabditis spiculigera, 348 nucleotides. Lineage: Eukaryota; Metazoa; Nematoda; Chromadorea; Rhabditida; Rhabditidae. The record is from the annotation of a GenBank genome assembly.
AUGCUUAAAAUUGCUGUUGCUCUAUUGUUGCUCGGCCUUGCACUUGCUGCCACGACGGCUAGACGUGGAAGUUCGGAUUCCCUCCUUUCCGACGACGAACUGAGCAGCUUCAAGGAGGAAAAGAAGGAGUUGAACAAGAGCUGCCCGAAAAACGCGGAAUGGCGUGAGUGCGGGCCGAUGUGCCCGGAGAAGGCUUGCGAGAAUGUGCUGAAGGUAUCCCCCUGCUUCUCCCUGCGCUGCGGAGGCCCAGGUUGUGCUUGCAAGGCUGGACACGUCAGGGCUAGCGACAAUGACAAGGAAGGAGACUGCACUCCCAUCUCGGCUUGCCCUCAACUGAAGACCAACCAC